Molecule: messenger RNA, 543 nt
Organism: Anneissia japonica
Lineage: Eukaryota; Metazoa; Echinodermata; Crinoidea; Comatulida; Comatulidae
Exons: 1
Coding region: 1-543 (180 amino acids)
Source: RefSeq, a predicted model, not a curated record
AUGCGAGUACACUUGUUUGGUGCUGUAUCCUCUCCCGCAUGUGCCAAUUCAGCACUAUUGCAGGCCGCCGAAGAUGGUAAAGAUGUCAGCAACCACAAGGCAGUAGAAACUCUUAAGAGGAAUUUUGAUGUUGACGACUUAUUGAAAAGCGUUAGGUGCUCUGAUGAAGGUAUUCAACUAGUGACAGAUUUGGUGAAUGUAUGUGCUAAAGGCGGUUUUAAUUUAACCAAGUGGUCAAGUAAUGAUAAACAAGUCAUCGACACGAUUCCACGAGAGAAGAGAUCGAAGGAUCUCCAAGAUUUGAACUUGAAGGAAGAUGGGUUGCCACCUCAAAGAUCAUUGAGUGUCAAAUGGAGUCCUCAGGAUGACUUCUUGUGUUUUAGCCCACCAACUCGAGAGCAGCUCUGGACUAAAAGAGGUUUGCUGUCGACUCUAAGUUCGAUGUUUGAUAGGUUUGGUUGCGCCAGUUAUCAAGAGUGGUGCUGCAGGAGACAAUCAAGGGUCACAGCGGAUGGGAUGACAUUGUUCCAGAGAAUUUGCUGA